CAUAGUGUGUGCGAGAGGCGAGAACAGCCGAAAUGGAGGAGAGUCAAACAUCGGAAAGUGUCGCCGUGCUACCGGACAUGUCCGAACCGUUGACGAGCGAAACCGAGGAGGCGUCCUCCCUAACGACCGAGCACGAGGCGCAUCCCGUCGCCGUGACGGCGAGCGUCACUUCGGUACCGGGUGUUCCUGGUGUUCCAGGAGUUGGCGUACCGGUUUCUUUGCCUGUUGGUUCUAUCAUCGGUGUAGCGAACUCGUCCAAUGGUACGACCUUCAACGUCAUCACCUCGGACCAGUUGCAACUACCUGGUUCGGGGCAGUUUAAGCAGAUGCUAUGUGUAGAUAAUGGUUUUAUUUGUGAACCUCAUCAUGACAAGGAUACAGAUCCUUUACGUUGGAAUGGAGAACUAAAGGCAACACAUAUAGUAAUACAAAAUAGUACAGAGGAACAUGAAUCUGAACAAAUACACGUUUCUACUCCUAGUGCACAACAAAUAUGCAGUUGGUCAGAAUCUGCUAAUUUAGCAGUAUUGCCAGUUAGAUGCAAAAAUACAAAUGCAGAAUUGCAUAAAAGUAGAUUUGGAUCUGGAGCUAGAGGAAGGUGUAUAAAACUUGGACAAGAUUGGUAUACACCAAGUGAAUUUGAAGCACUUUGCGGUAGAGCAUCUAGCAAAGAUUGGAAACGCAGUAUUCGAUUUGGUGGUAGAAGUUUACAAACAUUGAUCGAUGAGCAAAUUUUAAAACCACAUGCUACCUCUUGUACUUGUGCAGCAUGUUGUGACGACGACAGUGCAACGGGUCCUGUCCGACUUUUUACACCAUAUAAACGUAGGAAACGAGCUAGAGAUGCGUCUGAUGGAGAUACACCAUCGCGUAAACAUAAAAGUGAUAAUUCACGAGAUGGUAGUAAUAAUGAUGAAAGCGACGGUGAAGUCGUUGUACCUGAUAAAGAAGUAUGGCCACAGUUCGUUUCGGCAGAUGGUUUAGUUGUACAACAAUCACAAGAACAGGAUGGUGUUGUACAAACUGUACACCAAACUGAAAAUGGACAAAGCGAAGAUAUAUUUAAAAGACUUACCGAAAUGUCUAAUGAAAUAUUAAAAUUAGUUCAUGAGUUUAAACGAACUUUAAAAGAAGCUAAGGAAAUGAAUAGACGACAAAGACGAGAGCAAGCGUUGGUAGCUCAAUUAGGAGGUAGGGGAGAUGUUAUUGAAACUGUUGGAUUGCAACCAGCAUCAGAUACACAUAACAAAAAGUGUGCUAAUUGUAAUAGAGAAGCAUUUGCAGAAUGUUCUUUAUGUAGACGCACACCCUAUUGUUCUACAUUUUGUCAACGAAAAGAUUGGGCAAGUCACCAAGUAGAAUGUGUAAGAGGUGCUGCUGAAACAGUAAUGCUUAUAGUAGAAAGUAGUAGUGGAGAUACUAGUACUCUUGCAACGACUACUGGGGACCAAUAGCUAGUGUUCCUCACACCCAUUCACCAAAGGAAUAUGGAAACUGAACAAAUUAAUGUGGAAACUUCAAAAUUAAAAGCAGAGACGAAGACUUAACAAAUUUAUUUGAUGAUUGAAAAAUCAAAAAGUUCUGUAUAUAUGCUAGUAAAUAUUUUGUAUGUACAUAAGUUAAAUUGUAAUCACAUUGAUACAUAUAUUUACGCAAAAGUUGAAAUUUCUAAAGAUCAUGACUAGAAAUCAUACAGAACAUUAAUGAAAAAGUAAAUAUCAUAUACCAAAUAAAAAUGCGUGGAAUGCUUUUAUAAACACAUGUGUGCAUGUAUACACAUAUAUACCUAUUUCACACUUUUUACAUCCUUAAAAUAUAUGUGUGUAUACAUAUGUUUAUGUAUUACACAUAAUAAAUAAAUAGUUCUAUGAAUAAUCUUUUUGUUUAAUAAAAAUCUAA
This is a messenger RNA of Colletes gigas, 1899 nucleotides long. It is a transcript of the gene Deaf1, whose product is annotated as deformed epidermal autoregulatory factor 1. Gene Ontology annotation, molecular function: DNA-binding transcription activator activity, RNA polymerase II-specific; RNA polymerase II cis-regulatory region sequence-specific DNA binding. Gene Ontology annotation, biological process: positive regulation of transcription by RNA polymerase II. The record is from RefSeq and is a predicted model, not a curated record. Lineage: Eukaryota; Metazoa; Arthropoda; Insecta; Hymenoptera; Colletidae. The transcript has 4 exons. Bases 33 to 1454 code for a protein of 473 amino acids.